AUGAAAAACGGAAGUACUGUGUUAUGUUGAUGUCUACCCACUUAAUUUAGUUCUAUGAUAUAGAUCUAGAUCUAGAUCUAGUCUAUAGACACAGAUCUAGAUUCUAUAGACUCUGGAUUGUUUUAUAUUUAAAAAAAAUAAAAUACAAUCUACAAAGCCGACACAGGUUCACUUUGACCAUAAAUGCACAAUCAAUAAAACAAUCGCAAUGUAGACAGAUGGCUACCUGGCAUACUGACACAGCUACUAUUUUGUUUUUAUAGGUCCAUAUAAGAGUCAGGCCAAUCUACUUAUUGUAUAGCAAUAGUAUUUUUUAUAAGGAAAAUAACUAUCUAAUUUCAAUAGAAAGUUAAAACAUAGCCAAAGUUAGGCCUAGACAUACCAGAAAAGCAAAUAAAAAAUGGAAUUUGUAGAGUUUAUAAAAACACCAAUGGUUAAUAGUGUCAUACUUCGUCGACCUUUCACCCCUGACAUGGAAGGAACAUUGUGUGUCACAGGCCAUCAUCUGAUAAUUUCUUCACGUAGUGAUAACCACGAGGAACUAUGGCUUCUCCACAGCAACAUUGACAGUGUGGAGAAGAAGUUGGUUGGUAAUGGAGGGAUUCUGACUCUAAAAUGUAAAGAUUUCUUGAUCCUGUACUUGGAUAUUCCCACUGUCGAAGAUUGUCUAAACGUUGCAGCAUCAGUUGAAGCUCUUUCGAACAUAGACGAUCUGACACUGCGCUAUCCUUUUUUUUAUCGACCAAUGUUUGAAGUUUUGGAAAACGGCUGGCAAGCAUUUAGCCCAGAGUCUGAGUUUAACAAGUUUAAAGAAUGCUCUGAAGAAUGGAGAAUUUCUUAUGUCAACAAAGAUUUUAAGAUUUGUCCAACAUACCCUCAAGCUGUAUUUGUUCCAAAAGCUGUGGAUGAUGACAUCAUUAUAAAAGCUGCUGCAUUUAGACAAGGUGGACGAUUCCCUGUACUCAGCUACUAUCACAAAGAUUCCAAGGCUGUGCUUUUAAGAAGCAGUCAACCCUUGACGGGACCUGGUGGGAAAAGAUGCAAAGAGGACGAGCGCUUAGUCAAUUCUGUCAUGGGCAUGGGGAAACGUGGAUACAUUGUGGAUACCAGAGCACAGAGUGUUGCCAAAGUGGCUCAGAGUAAAGGUGGUGGCUAUGAAUUAGAAGCACACUAUCCACAGUGGAGAAGGAUCCAUCAAUCUAUUGAAAGAAGACAAUCAUUCCAUGACUCACUCAUUAAAAUGAUUGAAGCUUGUAAUGACAGCAAUAGUAGCAUGGACAAGUGGCUGUCCAAACUGGAAUCCAGCAACUGGCUAACUCAUGUUAAAGAUAUCAUUACAUCCGCAUGUGUUGUGGCACAAAGCAUUGAUAAAGACGGUGUGUCUGUGCUAGUCCAUGGCUCUGAAGGUCUGGACACAACACUUCUGGUCUCGUCUCUAUCUCAGAUUAUUCUUGAUCAUGAUUGUCGGACAGUCACAGGUUUUGAAGCUCUUAUAGAGAGAGAAUGGCUGCAGGCUGGACAUCCAUUUAGAACUCGAUGCAAUAAAUCUGCCUAUGCUAUAACGAAACACAGACUGGAAUCUCCUGUAUUCCUUCUAUUUAUUGACUGUGUUUGGCAGAUUUGGCAACAGUUUCCUUGUUCUUUUGAGUUUAGUGAAAAAUUUCUGGUCACUUUGUUUCAACAUGCUUAUUCCUCAGACUUUGGUACUUUUCUUUGUAAUAAUGAAUCAGAGCGUCACAAAUGUAAAUUAUCAGAGAGAACUGUCUCAUUGUGGUCAUAUUUAAACAGACCUGAAAUACUACAAGACUAUAUGAAUCCAAUGUAUGAACCAAAUCCAACUGUUGUCUGGCCAUCUGUUGCCCCACAAAGUCUUAAUGUUUGGACAGGCUUAUAUCUGAGAGGUGUUAUCAAUCAAAGUCCACAAGAGGAGGCCUGGCAAGAAAUAUACAAGAUUAGAGAAUAUGACAAAGAGUUACGGUCAAAGGUCAAUAAGCUCAGGAGGCAACUGGCCUCGUUAGAGAGAGAAGCUAUUGCUAAUGGAGUUGUUUCCCCUCCUCAAUCUGAAGACCUAAGUGGAGCUUCUAGUGGUACUAAUUAAUUGUGUAAAGUAAUAGUUCUGACAUUGCAUUGCUAUUUCAAUGCUCAUUUCUUCUGUGUUCGGCUCAAAGUAAUUUGGCUUAAAUACUGUUCUUCAAUCAAAUGUUUCUUUGAGUCAAUUACAUUAUUUGAAAUGUUCAAAGGAAUGAGAUGCCAAUCAUACAAACAUUUCUUCUAAAUCUUGAGCCCUUUUUUUUAUUAAGACAAUGACAUUGGUAAAUUAAAUCUAGAGUCGAUGACAAUUUAGAGAAUUUUGUCAUACAAUUAAGAAUACCUAAAAUAAUUUUAAAAUGUGUCUUUAGUAUUUCAACUAUAGUCAAACAUGGAGCAAUUCACUCCAUAUUGGUUUUGUAUGUUUUAUAUCAAACUACAUUCCUUAGUUGUUGUUUUUUUUUUGGUUGUUGUAUUUAUUGUUUUAAGUAGUAGUCUGUUGUGUAGAAUGAUUUUUCAUAAAUAUCAUGCAAUAUUCAUUUAUGUAGAAAUACUUUUUUUCUCUGCACAUAUCCUUAUUGUGGCCUACACAGAGUCCAUUAGAUUGGAUCAGAUCCUUAGAGGAUAUAAUAGGAAAAUCCUAAAUAUUUUUAUUUUUUCAAUAUAUACUAACCUUUCUCAAGACUUUGAUUUUUUAAAAAUUGAUUUUGCAUGCUUAGGGCUCUAUGUUCCAACUUUCAUGCUUAGGGUUAGGGCUCUAAGGUCAAAACUCUUUUGUGGGAAUGUAAGGGGAGAGGCUAUCUGGGAAAAGGUUUUGUGGCACUCAACAAACACAACUCAACUUGAGCCGAGAUUCAAAAUCAAGCUCCCUUGAUCUGCCACAUAUCUCACAAAAACAAUAUUUAAAUGUUUCUUAUUUAGCACAAAGAUAGUUUGCUUUGCAAAGCUUAAGACACUAUGUUACAAAUCUCCAACAACCACAAAUCAGCUGUAAUGAGAAACAACUAUUGUUAACAUGAAAAAUAAUUAUUUGACACUGUCUUGUGAAUUGUCUAGAAUAUUAUUUUAAGAAGUUGAAAAUUAUUCUUAGGACUAGUGAGGACAGAAAUGGUCACUUCUGCUAAAACAGAAUAUGAAGAAAAGGAAGUUAAAUGUAAUAUACACAACAAAGCAAAGGGAUUGUGAGGGAAGACAUAUUUAGAAUUCAAUUUAUUACAUUACACAGUGUUGAACUCCGUGCUAGAGUACAAAUGUGCAUAAAUAAUAAUGUUGCAUCUCUUUUUUAAAUUAACAAUUACAACUUACAAAAUAUAUAAUGCAACUACAAAUUCUUAUUUACCUUAGUCAUGAAGUCUAUUUGGCUUGUGGACAACAUUACUGAGCUUGUAAUGUAAGGUACAUGUGAUCCAACUCUACAAUGUAUAAAUCUUGAUUAUCUUGGACUAAAAAGAUUCUCUGGACCUUAUGGUAUGGGUAAAUCUGAAAGGUCAUCAGGAAAAUCAUUGUGUCACACUAUCAGCUUUAUCCAAAGAUACUUAAAUACAUUUCCUGUUUCUUCUGUACACUGUUUUUUUUUGUUUCUUGUAUUAAAUGAUUUAUAGCUUAGAAUGUUUGGAAGCUACUAUAAACACUUUCUACUUCAAAUCAAGUUGCAUUCUGAUUGCUGUUCUUUCCUGGAGUAGAUGAUGAUUUUUAACUCCUUUCCUCUUGUCAUAAUAGUGUUUCUGAAACUGUUUUUCAAAGUUAGAUUGAUUCUUUACAUCCUUAAGAUCUGGUGUAAUUAUUUACUCACUUCAAAAUAAAAGAUUUCUGUGUCCCAUGAGUACUGGCAACUAAUUGAUAUUAGUCUAAUAAGUUGUGUCUUGUUUCUGUAUCUGAUGAGUAAGCAAUUACAAAACCAUCUUUGAGGAGUAAUGUUCCCAGUUCAUCUUUACUUGCAUCAUAUUCAAUCUUUACAGCCUUACUUACUUAAUCCUUUUUACUCCCAUGUGGAGCAUAGGGUUGCAACAGCACUUAGAAAUCAGGCAAUGCCACUCAUUUGGGUCCUUGUCCAUCGUGCCAUGUUUGCUUCUUGUUCUAAUGAUCUCCAUUGUGGGUUUCAGUUGAGAGCUUGCUGUGCAAUUUUUUCUGUUGUUUUUCUAUGUCCAAUCCAACCCUAUUUGCAUCUUUAGAUUUUUUGCUCAAUUGAUAUUUGCUGUGUUGUUUCCUACACAGUGUUGUUCGGCCAUCUAACACUUAUUAUCUGUCUCUACAUUCUUGCUGACAUCAUCAAAUGCUAUGACUGGAAGGCUGGAUUAAGGCUGUUUCAAUUCUUGGCAAUUUUUAUUCUGAUUCCAUUGGAUUUCCAAAUCUUCUUUUAAAAACUUUCAAAAUGGAGCAGCAGGUAGAAUGAGAUUGGGAAUACAUUUCACUAGGUACUGUAUUAAACCAACUUUGUCUUAAGGUAUGUCAACUUUGCUGUAGUGUUUCUCUACAAGAUAGGACCCAUGUAAGGUACCUUUUCUUUUACUUGUCAAAAUUCAGCUUGAGAAUUUAUUCAGUAAUUCUUUGCAUGGCUUCCAUUCAAACUGAGGUCAACAAUGCUUGUAUAUAUCUUAUAGCAACUAGAAUGCCUUCGCCUUUGAUUCCUUGAAGUGGUUCAUACGUGAUUCUUUGAUAUAGCUCUGGUACAGAUUUUAUAAUAUUUUUUUUAUAUAAACACAACCUUCUAUAUCAUUCUAGUCAUGUUUUAAAAAGUUGAUUCUCAUUCAAGCUGUUGUUUCUCUCUUUUUUUUUUUUUUGUGACUAAAUCAAAACUUGGCAUAGAGUAUUGAAAAUAUCUUCAAACCUGAAAAGUUAGUUUUCAUUGGGUGGUGUUACUAUGUGAUAGCUUUAUUUAAAUCUUUUGGAUCAAUAUAUAUUCAAACAAAUUUAGUCCCUAAAGGAUACAACCACUGAGUUAACUCAUUCAGUAGAUUCAUGCACUAGUGUAAUGAAUCAUUCAGCUUUCAUGUCAACAACUAAACAGCUAAACAGUAAGGUGUUUAAAUAACUCCUUUAGCAUUUUCAGCCAACUAAAUCUUGUUUUCUCUGGGUGAGGUUUUUGUUGAAUUCAUUUCAGUAAAUUAUUUUAACUUGUCAAGUUCUACCAUGUCAUCCCAACCUAACCAACACCCUGUAUGGCAGUGUUGAACAAGUGAAGAGAACAGCACACUAUUUUUCCUGGGCACAGCCUGCAAAAGAGCUCACAGCUCAGCAGCAAAAAGCUGUCUAGAAGAAGAAGCUUGUCAAAUGCCCUGCAAUCUAUUUAUUGUAACAAUCCUAACCUUGCUCCUGUGUCAACACUCACAAUUUUUCUAAAAGCAAGAUCUACAAUUUUUUUGUUUCCUCUUUGGUUUUGGUCCUUAGGUCACAUGAUUAUAACAAGACUUGAGAGACUUUGCUGAGUAAGCAAGUUUGACUUGAGUUUUUUUUUUCUUUGGCUUUGAGUUUUUCAGGCUCUGACUUUAGAGAAUGUUGAGCUGGCUCUAGUGUCAAUGUGAAAAGCACCUGUCUUGCUAUUCCCUAGUAGUUUUGCAGUUCACGUCUCUUCAAUGACAUUAUCUUCAAUUGGACUGGCUAACUGCAGUGUUCAUUGAUAAAAUAUCUUCAUUAUUGUGGCUAUUCACCUCACUAGAUUUAUCUUUAGUCUUUUUCUGCAUAUUUUAAGCCAUCUUCUAUUUGCGAAAAUUGCAUAUAGUUCCUAUUGCGGGAGUUUUUCUUUUCAUGGUUUUUACAUUUAUUUCAUAAGUUCCUUAAGGUCUUGUUUUUCUUCAGUCUAUUGUUUAAAAGGCUUUGUUUGACUCUCUUUCAGUUGCAAUUACUAUUUGUCCUCUCAUAUGACUUGCAUCUCAUAUCAUUGUCCUAUUUUUGCCUUGCCAAAGGUCAACUUUUUUGACUGAUCUAGUAGUUGUUCUUGUCUAGUUAAAUUAAGCCUGUUUAAUUUGACAAGCAUUUCACCUGGAAUUAUCAUAAAGUUCAUAAUGAGAAGAUCUAGGUCUUGGACAAAUUAGACACAACUUUCACUUUUUUUUUUCCGAGGACUUAAAUCUAGACAUUCUUUUAUUUUGCCUGAAUCUGAUGUAUCUUUACUAAUAUUUGUCAGCCUCCCUUUUCAUUAUCAGGAAUACAGUAUUAAGAAAGUUUUAUAUAUUUCAACCAUCUUGCCUUUUGAUUUGCAGCAGCUAAUGACCUUUGAAGCAAAAGCUCACCAGCGCCUUCAAAACUCUUGGCUAAGAUCUUUAGCAUUGGUUGAUCAAAGUAAAAAGGAAACCAUUAUUAGAUUUAUAGAAACCUUUUGUCUGAACAGCGUCUUAGUUUUAUACGUGGAGUAUAAGUGAAAUACAAGUUACAACAAGUGUUUGUAAUUGAAGAUAGUAUUUUAGAAUGUCUAUAUAUUAAGCCACACAGUGUUGCAUUAUUAUGCUUUUGAGAAAAUUGAGUAACUUGAGUGAUUAAAAUAAAACAAACAUUAUUCUGACAUUGAUGACCACUUGACCAUUAGAAAAACUGACCGUCAAUAGCAUUGUCAUUAAAACAGAUGAGCAUUUGUUUUUUUUCUCUGAAAAUAUACUUCAGAGCAGUUUUUAUGGCACUGUGACUUUUUUUCAUGUUCUUCUAUUCUUUGAUGAACAUGCCAUCUACCUUCCACGCUUUCAACAAACACAUUUUUUUUCUGCGAGCUUAGCUUAUGCCAAGCAAACUGUGCAGAAACAAGCCACGUUUUCUUCAUUGUAAGUUAAAUACAAUUUGUUUGUAUGGUCUUUGGGUCGAAAAGCUUUUUGAAGAACAGGAUCAUUACAAAUUUACUCAGGGCGAUGCUCCAAAGAUACUGAGAAAUUUUCUGUUUUUUGGCUGAUCUAAAACGUUAAUCUUUGAUCAGGUUAUUUAAAGUCAACUUUAUUCUUGUCUACAUCUUUCUGAUUGGCAUUUUCUCAUCAGCUAAUGUGGCAUAUAAAUGAGCGUUUUGAUAUUCAGCAAGCAACAAAGGUGGAUACAUUUUUUAAGCCAUGCUGGUAAAGUAAAUUUACAGCAAUUCUUAUAUCUUAAGUUUCUUCACUAGAUUCUAGUAAUUUAGCGUAAAUCUAGCGUAUUUCUAGAGUAAUUUAAACAUUAGAUGUAUCAAGAUAAUUAAAUUGACUAAAAUUCAUGGAGUUUUCAGGUUAGGUAGGAAUAAUCUUAACUAGAUCUUAGAUCUAACUCAAGAUACUAUUACUAGCUGGAUGAUUUAUGGACUUUCCGCGCGAAGUUACUCUUACUGUUACAACAAGAUUUUAGGUGAGGAAGGACCUGGAGGGGCGUAGCUUACACAUUAGGCUGGUAAUUGCUCUAAUUUUAUAUAAUAGAGAUGUUGCUUCAAAACAGAAGAUGAUUACGUCCUAGGCAGAGGAUCUCGGCAAUUCUUGUUUUUUUAACUCUCAACUUCUUUGCUGUUCUGGACACUUUUUGUUUCCCAUGUUGCACUUUUAAUCAUCCUCCAUGUAUUUGUAAAUAGCUUAGUGGCAGGGAUAUAUAUCUAUUUCUUAUGUUGAAGCAUUGGGUCCUGUUAUAGAUUUAUCUGACUAUGUUCCAAUAAUGCGAAUUCAAAAUCACUAUAAUAGAACUCAUUUUUUUUUCAAAAUGUUAAUCUGCUUGGCACAUAAUCAUUAAUUGAAUAAUUGAACGCUUAAACGCAUGUGGUAGUUUAGUCUCUAAACAUCAGAAUUGUAAUUCCAUUUUGUAUGCACUAUUUGUAAAACAGCUCAGCUCUUUAAGGGUUAAACAAUUGUUUAAAAGAUUGGAUAAAUAUUGGAUGUAAAAUUGCUAUCUGAAAAUGUCCAUUAUAGAUUAGCUAAUUCAUAUUAACUAUAUUAUAGAUUAGCUAAUUCAUAUUAACUAUAUUAUAGAUUAGCUAAUUCAUAUUAACUAUAUUAUAGAUUAGCUAAUUCAUAUUAACUAUCGCAUUUGGGAAAAGAGGUGGUGUGAACAUUAUAUCUUCUACAUUUAAUGAUCUGUUCUGUAAAAAAACAUUUUAAACAAAUUUCCAAUAAGCAUCAAUAAAUAGUCUUAGUCUUUCAAAGUUGGUUGCCAAAAUGGUUUUCAUGCACUAUCACCUUAGACCCUUCACCUAUACUUUUGGAGCCUUGGGGCCCGGACAAGAUUUUUAAGACACCAAUUCAUAAAAUAAUAUUCAUUAUUUAAAAUUGCAAAGCAACAAUUAUUUUAUCAGUAUCAAUGUAGAAAAACUCUUAUCUGCCCUUAAUUUCCAGACUUUGAUGAUAACAAUAGACCUAGUCGUGCGGUUCGCGCGCUGGACUGUCGUUCGGAUUUAUCGACGGUCAAGGGUUCAAACCCUGCCCGCUCCCAUCCCCCGUCGUCCUGCGGGAGGUUUGGACUAGGAAGUAAACUAUCUUCAACUCUGAAGGAACAUCCGAAACAUGUAAAAACAAAACUAUUGGAAGCAACUAUUGUUGUCCAUUUGUAAAAAAUGAUAAGACAUUGUAGACUGGCUUAUGUUUUAAUAUCACAAGUUUAAAUACUGAUGUCCACUUGAUAGUUUAUUUGAGUAGCCAUAAUAAAUGCUUAUUCUUUCUAGUCUGAAGACAUUCUUGUAAUAAUUUCUAUUGCAGUAUAUUUGCAUGUGACCAUUUUCUUUCAUGACCACACAUCACAAUCUUUAGCUGAGUCAAGAUUAUUAUUUUAAUGUCUGUUAAAUUAAGAUAACACAUAGAAAUUCCAGAAGCACUUAAAAUCAGAGAAAAAAAACUCACAUUUACAUUACAGUUUUAAGACUUGUUGUUUCCAAGGCUGUGGUGGUGGUGUUUUUUUAGUUUGCAUAUAUGUAAAUAAAUAAAUAUAUAUAUAUCAUGACACUAAUAGCUGGCUGAACAAAGUGAAAAAAUGCUCUGGCCUCUCUCUUGAUAUCCACCUAGGAACAGUUGCAAACUACUAAGCGCGAAGGGAUUUCACAGCACUCUUAGAGGCAAGCCAAGAGACUGGUGGGACUUGAUGUGUAUCACGUGGAACAUAUUGGUUUUGUCCACCAACCCACGCUAUAGUUUUCCUAGACAGCCAUCAUAGUAAAUGUGUUUCACUUGAGGAAUUUAAAGCAUAAAAAAAUACACACUAAACACUUUCACAUUAAAUGUGUAUUACUUUUAUUUAUCCUGUUAUCCUAAUGCUGAUCUUUGGACAUUUUUUUUCAUUUCAUUAUAUUUGUGCAAUCGGCCUUGAACUUUCUUGGCUCUUUUUAGUGCGUUUUUGUUUUGUUUUUUCAACAUUGUUCUGUACAUUUAAAGAAGAUGAAAUGUAGUUCUUGAUAAAUAAAUGUUGAAACUUUGA
Biomphalaria glabrata is the source of this 9366-nucleotide messenger RNA. Its product is annotated as myotubularin-related protein 9-like. Gene Ontology annotation, biological process: negative regulation of autophagy. Bases 401 to 2098 code for a protein of 565 amino acids. The record is from RefSeq and is a predicted model, not a curated record. The transcript has 14 exons. Lineage: Eukaryota; Metazoa; Mollusca; Gastropoda; Planorbidae.